AUGUUCAGAAUCGGUUUAGAGCGAAGUUUUCUUUCACUCUGUCAGAAAAGAGUCGUUUUUUCAUUGCAGAGAGAAAGACUUCAUGUGACAAGAAAAUUUCAUUCGUCGAGCUUUCGGUUGCAGUCUCAGCCACCCAAUAGACUCAAAAACAAUUUAGAGACGUUACAGAAAAAGAAAGAAGAGCAGAUAAAGUUAAGAAACAGAAGCGCAGGUUACUAUUCGGGCGCCGUUAUCAUGUUUUUCUUGGGUCUCUCAUGUGUUGCUGUUCCGUUUUAUCGCUAUCUUUGUAAGAGAACUGGAUGGGGUGGAGUUCCCAUUACAGAUGCACGAAUCUUUACACCAGAUAAAGUCAUUCCUGUCAACACAAAUAAGCGAAUUAGGAUCUCUUUCACGUGCCAGGCCUCCGGAAUCCUUCCCUGGAAGUUCACACCCUUGCAGAAAGAGGUUUAUGUGGUGCCUGGAGAAACCGCUUUGGUUUUUUACAGGGCAAAAAACAUGUCGAAGGAAGACAUUGUUGGCAUGGCGACAUACUCUGUCUCCCCGGACCAUGUUGCGCCAUACUUCAACAAAAUUCAAUGUUUCUGUUUUGAGGAACAGAGAUUAGCUGCUGGCGAAGAGGUGGACAUGCCUGUCUUCUUUUUCAUCGACCCCGACUUUGCGAAAGACCCCGCCAUGAGAAACAUCGACGAUGUUGUCUUGAACUACUCCUUCUUCAAGGCUUCUUACAACGAGGGUGAGCUUGAGCCGAUCGGAAUGGCAAACAUUGAAAUGAAGGCCACUGCUGCUUGA
Molecule: messenger RNA, 789 nt
Organism: Clavispora lusitaniae ATCC 42720
Lineage: Eukaryota; Fungi; Ascomycota; Pichiomycetes; Serinales; Metschnikowiaceae
Gene: COX11
Product: Cox11p
Cellular component (GO): mitochondrial inner membrane
Molecular function (GO): copper ion binding
Source: RefSeq, a predicted model, not a curated record